AUGGCCAUAUCGUCACGCCUCGCCCUGUGGGAGCAGAAGGAAAGUGGUGUUUGGGGGGCUGUGUCCACAGGGCCGGACUCCACCCUGGCUAGAUGGAUCCGAGAAGAGGACAAGAGUCCCCCUCCGUCCUCCCCACCUCCCCUGUUCUCUGUCAUCCCUGGGGGCUUCAUCAAGCAGCUGGUUCGAGAGACAGAGAAAGAGUCCAAAGAGGCCAGACGGAGGAAAGAGGCAGCACUCGCCUCCCCAGAAGGAGAAACCCCAGAAGUUCCCACUAACCAAGCCAACAAGACCAACCCUGUUCCCAAGCCUGGAAGCCGGCAGACUUCCCAGGACAGCCCAUCAGCCACCACGAAGAGUGCAGACAUUCCAGGCAGGGAGCCCCCAGGGGCUGAAGACAAGAACGCCGUGUCUGUGACCAGCACUGUUGGGGAGCGGCCGCAGGAGUCGGGUCCCGCAGGAACACCAGCCAAAAGGACACUGCCCUUCAAGAGGGGCGUGAGGAGGGGUGAUGUGCUGCUGAUGGUGGCCAAGCUAGAUCCGGAGCUGGCCAAGCCAGAGCAGAAGACUCAACCUCGUGACACCCCCUCGGACAAGACCCCAGCUCCAGACACAGACCCUGGAGGGACAAAGGAGGAGACAACCACGGGGACUCCCUGUGGCCCCCGGGCACCCAUACCAGAGAAGACCAGGACUAGGGGUGACGGAGACACAGGCCAGGGCACAAAAGGUGGGAAGUGUCAGGGCACGGAGGGAAAGAGGAGCCGGGACCCCCAGACUAAAGGGCAAAAAGAAUGUGAGUCCCAGAGCACGGAGGGGCAGGGGACCGGGUCCCCAGCCCAGGGGGCAGGAAACAAGGGACAAGAGGGGACAUCAGAGAAAGAAGGAGGGGGUGGUCCAAAGAAGAUGGAAAAGGGGGGUGGACCCAAGGAUGCAGGCGCUGAAGUGAGACCCAUGGAGCCCCCAGUCCCCACGAGGAAGUGGGGAGGUCCCCUGGGCCCAAGGAGCAAGUGGGGCAGUCCUCAGAGUAAGAACAGAGAGAGGGAACCUCGAUGUGGGGACGAGAAGAUGGGUGACCGCCAAGGCACAGCAGAGCCCAGGGGGCAGCAGCAGGAGGCUCCAGGGAGGAAGGAAAAGGCAGGGGAACCCCAGAAGAAGCCGGUGACACCAGAGGAACACCGGGAGCAGCCCGGGGUGGCAGCUGCGACUCAGAGCCCUGAGGAAAGCCGCGAGGCCCCAGCUACGGAAGGGACAGUGGCAGACGCUGUAAGGAAGGAGGACCAGCCAGGAAGCAGGGUGCGGGGAGCGGAGGAGCCCUGUGUGCGCGCAGAGGAAGAUGUGGACAUUGUGGAGCCUCGGGCAGAAGGUCAUGUAGCGUCUGCCCCCAAGAUCCAAGUGGAAAAGCCUUCUAUGCAGAAGCCGGUGGAGGAGGAGCCGGGCCUGCAGGACCCAGGCCGUGGGGGCCAGAGUGGAGACUCUGACCAGGUGAGGGGUCGUGGGCUGUGGAGCAUGAAGAAUGGGAAGGACGUGCCCUAG
Peromyscus eremicus (cactus mouse) is the source of this 1533-nucleotide messenger RNA. Its product is annotated as unconventional myosin-XVIIIb-like. The coding region runs from base 1 to 1533 and encodes 510 amino acids. Lineage: Eukaryota; Metazoa; Chordata; Mammalia; Rodentia; Cricetidae. The record is from RefSeq and is a predicted model, not a curated record. The transcript is spliced from 3 exons.